This is a messenger RNA of Trifolium pratense (red clover), 1587 nucleotides long. Its product is annotated as developmentally-regulated G-protein 2. The record is from RefSeq and is a predicted model, not a curated record. NCBI's taxonomy places the organism in Eukaryota, Viridiplantae, Streptophyta, Magnoliopsida, Fabales, Fabaceae. Gene Ontology annotation, cellular component: cytoplasm. Gene Ontology annotation, molecular function: GTP binding; GTPase activity. Gene Ontology annotation, biological process: cytoplasmic translation. The coding region runs from base 103 to 1302 and encodes 399 amino acids. The transcript is spliced from 12 exons.
AAAUCUGGGCCUUAAACUCUUCAAUCUCUUCACAGAACAAAACCCCCUCUCUCUCUCUCUCUCUCUCUCUCUCUCCGCGACUGUAUUUUCCGAGACGCCAAAAUGGGUAUCAUUGAAAAGAUCAAAGAAAUUGAAGCCGAGAUGGCUCGGACUCAGAAAAACAAAGCCACUGAGUAUCAUCUUGGGCAGCUUAAGGCUAAGAUAGCAAAACUAAGGACACAAUUGUUGGAGCCUCCAAAGGGUUCUAGUGGCGGUGGAGACGGAUUUGAAGUUACGAAAUUUGGACAUGGACGUGUUUCACUGAUUGGUUUUCCAAGUGUGGGAAAGUCUACACUUUUGACAUUAUUAACGGGCACUCAUUCAGAGGCUGCAUCUUAUGAGUUCACAACGUUGACUUGCAUUCCUGGGAUUAUACACUACAAUGAUACUAAAAUUCAGUUGCUUGAUCUUCCUGGAAUUAUUGAGGGUGCUUCUGAAGGCAAGGGACGUGGUAGACAGGUUAUUGCUGUUGCUAAAUCUUCAGACAUAGUAUUGAUGGUUCUUGAUGCCUCCAAAAGUGAGGGUCAUAGGCAAAUAUUGACUAAGGAGUUGGAAGCUGUCGGUUUGCGGUUAAACAAGAGACCACCUCAGAUAUAUUUCAAAAAGAAAAAGACGGGGGGCAUUUCAUUCAACAGCACUAUGCCUUUAACUCAUGUGGAUGAGAAGCUUUGUUAUCAGAUUCUACACGAGUACAAAAUUCACAAUGCAGAGAUCCUUUUCCGUGAGGAUGCGACAGUGGAUGAUUUCAUAGAUGUCAUUGAAGGAAACCGUAAAUACAUGAAGUGUGUAUAUGUCUACAACAAGAUAGAUGUUGUUGGUAUUGAUGAUGUGGAUAGAUUAUCCCGUCAACCUAAUUCUGUUGUCAUUAGCUGCAAUUUGAAGCUGAAUUUAGACAGACUACUUGCAAGGAUGUGGGAUGAAAUGGGUUUGGUUCGAGUUUAUACAAAACCACAAGGCCAGCAGCCUGAUUUUGGUGAUCCAGUGGUUCUUUCAGCUGAUAGAGGUGGCUGCAGUGUAGAAGACUUCUGCAACCACAUACAUAGAAGUUUGGUGAAGGAUGUGAAGUAUGUUCUGGUCUGGGGUACAAGUGCUAGGCACUAUCCGCAACAUUGUGGCCUUAGUCAUGUUCUUAAUGAUGAGGACGUUGUUCAGAUUGUUAAGAAAAAGGAAACUGACGAGGGAGGAAGGGGUCGAUUCAAGUCGCAUUCUGACGCUCCUGCUCGGAUAUCAGACAGACAGAAGAAGGCUCCACUAAAACAAUAAUUAUAUGAUACUUCCAAUGAUUUUGUUGAAUUGGUACGUGGAUGGAAAAAAAGAGUGGAUGUUGGUGAUAUAUCCAGCAGCAAAAGUUGUCUUUUUUUGGUUCCUCUUCCAACAUAGGAUUGAAUGUUCCUCCUUUUUGCACUUUACAAAGUGGAACACCUAUGUUCAUCACCCAUGUGUUGUAAUUUUUUAAUCCUUUCAACAGUAGCUUUUUAUUAAUCUAUGAAGUCUGCACAAUGAGUUGAGAAAUAGAAAGUAAAGGAAACAUGAACUGCAUCUUGAAAA